AUGUCUGCGCCCGAUAAAUCAGAACCUGGCCCACAACAGACGAGGCUUUACACGCCCCAGUGGGUGUCCCUCGUGGCCGGAGGAAUUGCCGGUGGAGUGGAAGCGGCCAUAACGUAUCCAUUUGAGUAUUCAAAAACACGUGUUCAACUGUCGAAUGACGGUCCUAUUCGGACAUCAAAUCCACUCCGUCUCAUCGUACAAGUUGCGAGACAGGAAGGUGUCGGUGCUCUGUACACAGGAUGCUCAACUCUUGUCAUCGGAACAACAGCAAAGGCCGCGGUCCGGUUCGUAUCCUACGAUACAAUCCGCAACUCUCUUGCAGAUGAUCGUGGCGUUCUCUCGGCUGGCCGGGGGAUGCUCGCUGGAAUGACCGCUGGCGCUGUAGAGAGUGUACUAGCAGUAACACCGACGGAGAGGAUCAAGACGGCAUUAAUCGACGAUGCAAAAGGCGCUCGGCAAUUCAAGUCGAGCAUACAGGCAAUACAAGUGCUGGUAAAAAGGCAUGGUAUCACCGAGCUUUAUCGCGGUCUCGUGUCGACGAUGAUGAAGCAAUCGGCCACUUCUGCAGUUCGUAUGGGAACGUAUAACGUGCUCAAAGAAGCCACGAAGGCUAAGGGCAUCAAGCCAAAUGUGUUCACAACGUUCGGCAUCGGUGCCUUGGCAGGAAUAGUUACUGUGUACGCUACACAACCAUUUGAUACCAUCAAGACACGUGCACAGGGUGUCGAAGGAGCUGGCAUUGUUGAAGCCUCCCGGAGCGUGAUUCGGGACUAUGGGCUUCGGGGAUUUUGGAAGGGUAGUUCCAUGCGAUUGGGCCGGCUACUUCUGAGUGGUGGCAUCGUAUUUUCUGUUUAUGAGGAAGUGGCCGCUAUUCUGUCUUCGGGAACGCAUCGAUAG
Molecule: messenger RNA, 897 nt
Organism: Penicillium roqueforti
Lineage: Eukaryota; Fungi; Ascomycota; Eurotiomycetes; Eurotiales; Aspergillaceae
Exons: 5
Coding region: 1-897 (298 amino acids)
Biological process (GO): mitochondrial citrate transmembrane transport
Source: RefSeq, a predicted model, not a curated record